GAUCUUUGAUCUUCUCUCUGAAUCACUCUCCAUUCUGCUCGCCGUUUAUAGCACCGAUCCAUUGUACCUCGACGAUUUUCGCUCGUCGAUCACCGGAAAAUGGUGUCCUACCCCGGUACUCUCCGAUUAGACAGUCUCCUUUCUUCGACUUUCCGGAGGAAAUCGUCAUCGAAUGCAACCGUUUCUGCUCGACUGGUUUCCCUGUCUCCGCUUCCAUCAUCUUCUCCUCUACGCACUCCUAAAUUGCCUCUCAAAAUGAUUCCGUCUUCGAUUCCACAUUCGCGUUUGUUCAUCUGCAACUCCUCUUCUACCGCCAUUGCCGAGCCCGAAGGCAUCAAGAUUAGCUCAGUGUCUACCAAACCAAUGGAAGGGCAGAAAACGGGGACGAGUGGUCUCCGGAAAAAGGUUAAAGUUUUUAUGCAAGAGAAUUAUCUUGCGAAUUGGAUCCAGGCACUGUUUAAUUCAUUGCCGCCAGAAGAUUAUAAGAAUGGGGUGUUGGUGUUAGGAGGUGAUGGUCGUUACUUUAACAAAGAAGCUGCACAGAUAAUUAUCAAAAUUGCUGCUGGAAAUGGUGUUGGAAAAAUUUUAGUUGGCAAGGAAGGUCUUAUGUCCACACCAGCUGUUUCUGCUGUGAUUCGGAAGAGGAAGGCCAAUGGUGGAUUUAUCAUGAGUGCGAGCCAUAAUCCUGGAGGUCCUGAAUAUGACUGGGGUAUCAAGUUUAAUUACAGUAGUGGACAACCUGCUCCUGAAUCCAUCACUGACAAGAUUUAUGGAAACACGCUCUCUAUCACUGAGAUUAAAACAGCAGAGAUUCCUGAUGUUGAUCUUUCUUGUCUUGGUGUUACAAAGUAUGGGAACUUCAGUGUUGAAGUUGUAGAUCCAGUUUCCGACUAUUUGGAAUUAAUGGAGAGUGUGUUUGAUUUCCAACUCAUCAAAAGUCUUCUCUCAAGAUCAGAUUUCAGGUUUACAUUUGAUGCCAUGCAUGCGGUUACUGGUGCAUAUGCAAAACCCAUCUUUGUGGACAAGCUAGGAGCCAAACUGGAUUUCAUAUCAAAUGGAGUGCCACUUGAGGAUUUUGGACAUGGUCAUCCAGAUCCUAAUCUGACGUAUGCUAAGGAUUUGGUCAACAUUAUGUACAGCAAGAAUGGACCUGAUUUUGGAGCGGCCAGUGAUGGAGACGGUGACAGAAACAUGAUUCUAGGUAAAAGAUUUUUUGUUACUCCUUCGGACUCAGUUGCUAUUAUUGCUGCCAAUGCACAGGAAGCCAUCCCCUAUUUCAAGAAUGGUCCUAAGGGUUUAGCACGGUCUAUGCCAACAAGUGGUGCCCUUGAUCGUGUUGCUGAAAAAUUGAAUCUUCCAUUUUUUGAGGUUCCCACAGGCUGGAAAUUUUUUGGAAAUCUUAUGGAUGCUGGCAAGUUGUCAAUUUGUGGGGAGGAAAGUUUUGGUACAGGGUCUGAUCACAUCCGUGAGAAGGAUGGGAUAUGGGCUGUGUUAGCUUGGCUUUCAAUUAUUGCAUAUAGAAACAAAGACAAGAAACUGGGGGAGAAAUUGGUUUCUGUCUCUGAUGUUGUCAAAGAACAUUGGGCAAAAUAUGGAAGAAACUUCUUUUCUAGAUAUGAUUAUGAAGAAUGUGAAUCUGAAGGAGCUAACAAAAUGAUAGAACAUCUUAGAGGUCUCAUCUCGAAAAGUGAGGCUGGUGAAAAGUUUGGAAAUUAUGUCCUUAAAUUUGCAGAUGACUUUACCUAUACAGAUCCUGUGGAUGGAAGUGUUGCAUCAAAGCAAGGUGUCCGGUUUGUUUUCACAGAUGGAUCAAGGAUCAUAUUCCGUUUAUCUGGAACUGGAUCAGCAGGUGCAACCAUCCGAAUCUACGUCGAACAAUUUGAGCCUGAUGUUUCAAAACACGAAAUGGAUGCCCAAGAAGCACUGAAACCAUUAAUAGAUUUGGCGUUGUCUGUAUCCAAACUGAAAGACUUCACAGGAAGGGAGAAACCUACAGUCAUCACAUAAAGCAUAGAAAGGUUGGACAUUCCAUCUUUCCUGCCCCAGUUUAUGUCACACGUUAUUUUAUUUCAGUUUUGCUUGUAUGCUAUCUAAUCUGGAAUAGUGGGACAAUAAAUCACUCAAUGUAGUUCGCGCAAAUUAAAGCUAUGGAAGUAAAAUAUAUUCUUUUAGUGUUAGUUUUGAUGAAAAUUUACUGAAGUAGAUUGCAAAGAUAUAAAGUUGUGAGAUGUAUUUAGUAACACAAGUGACAGUUGAAAAGUCUU
Molecule: messenger RNA, 2264 nt
Organism: Rubroshorea leprosula
Lineage: Eukaryota; Viridiplantae; Streptophyta; Magnoliopsida; Malvales; Dipterocarpaceae
Source: the annotation of a GenBank genome assembly